AUGGGCUCCGCCAAUUUCGGUUUAGGCGUUGUUUUCGUGACGUUUGUGAGCGGAAUUUUGGCAUCGGCUGAGAAGAUUCCAUUAGGCGCCAUUUUCGAGCAAGGCACCGAUGAUGUCCAAACGGCCUUCAAAUUCGCCAUGUUGCAGCACAACCAAAACGUAUCCAGCAGGAAAUUCGAAUUCCAGGCCUACGUCGAUGUCAUCAACACAGCCGACGCCUUCAAGCUAUCCAGACUGAUUUGCACCCAAUUCUCGAGAGGCGUCUACUCCAUGUUGGGCGCCGUCUCGCCCGAUUCCUUCGACACGUUGCACUCGUACAGCAACACCUUCCAGAUGCCCUUCGUGACGCCCUGGUUCCCGGAGAAGGUGCUCGCCCCGUCCUCCGGGUUCAUGGAUUACGCCGUCUCCAUGAGGCCCGAGUACCACAAGGCCAUCAUCGAUACCGUCAAGUACUACGGCUGGAGGCAGAUCAUCUAUUUGUAUGACUCUAACGACGGUUUGCUGAGACUGCAGCAGAUCUACCAAAGCCUGACGCCCGGCGGCGAGAUGUUCCAGGUGCAGACGGUGCGCCGGAUCACCAACGUCAGCGAGGCCUUGGUGUUCCUGCGGGGCAUCGAGGAGCAAUCGAGGUGGUCGAACAAGUACGUGGUGCUGGAUUGCUCGACGGAAACGGCCAAGGAGAUCGUGGUCGGCCACGUGAGGGACAUCUCGCUGGGCAGGAGGAACUAUCACUAUCUCCUGUCGGGUUUGGUAAUGGACGAAAGAUGGGAAAGCGAAGUUGUCGAAUAUGGAGCAAUUAACAUAACUGGAUUUCGCAUUGUCGAUUCCUACAAACCCUACGUCAAAGAUUUUCUAGAAGGCUGGAAGAGACUGGAUCCCGCCCAAUCUCCUGGAGCAGGCAAGGACAGCGUAUCGGCCCAAGCCGCCUUGAUGUACGACGCCGUUUUCGUGCUGGUCGAAGCCUUCAACAAGGUCUUGAGGAAGAAACCGGACCUCUUCAGGACCAACGUGAGAAGGGGCAUCGCCUUCAACGGCACCACCAAGUCCCUGGAUUGCAAUACCAACGGCAAUUGGGUCACCCCGUGGGAACACGGCGAUAAAAUAUCCAGAUUUUUGAGGAAGAUAGAGAUCGAAGGGCUGACGGGCGAGAUCCGUUUCAGCGACGAAGGUCGUCGCCAGAACUACACCCUGCACGUGGUGGAGAUGACCGUGAACAGCGCCAUGGUGAAGGUGGCCGAAUGGAGCGACAUCGCGGGAUUCAAUCCCGUUGCGGCGAAGUACGUGAGGCUCAAAGCCAACGCUCACAUCGAACGGAACAAAACUUACAUCGUCACCACGAUUGUGGAGGAACCUUACAUCAUGCUGAGGAAGCCCGAACCCGGCGAGAACCUAUCGGGCAACGACAGGUUCGAAGGCUACUGCAAGGACCUCGCGAAUCUCAUAGCUCAAAGGCUCGGCAUAAAUUACGAAAUUAGAAUAGUCAAAGAUGGAAAGUACGGUACUGAAAAUCACGAGGUCAAAGGCGGCUGGGAUGGAAUGGUGGGAGAAUUAGUCAGACAGGAAGCCGAUAUGGCCAUAGCUCCGAUCACCAUCACGUCGGAAAGGGAACGAGUCAUCGAUUUCAGCAAACCCUUCAUGUCCUUGGGCAUAUCGAUAAUGAUCAAGAAACCGAUGAAGCAAAAACCCGGAGUAUUCAGCUUCCUGAAUCCCUUAUCCAAGGAGAUCUGGGUCAGCAUCCUGUUCGCCUACAUCGGAGUCAGCAUCGUGCUGUUCGUCGUAUCCAGAUUCUCCCCCUACGAAUGGAGAUUGCUACACCUUUCGGCCGAUUCCAGAGAUCCCAACAACGGCCAAACGGCGAUGUCGAACGACUUCACCAUGGUGAACUCCUUGUGGUUCUCCUUAGCGGCGUUCAUGCAGCAGGGCGGCGAGCUGUCGCCCAGAUCGAUGUCGGGCCGGAUAGUGGGCGCCUGCUGGUGGUUCUUCACCCUGAUCCUGAUCAGCAGCUACACGGCCAAUCUGGCCGCCUUCCUCACCGUCGAACGCAUGGUGACGCCCAUCAACAGCCCCGAGGAUCUGGCCUCGCAGACCGAAGUCGAGUACGGGACGUUGUUCCACGGCGCCACCUGGGACUUCUUCAGGCGUUCGCAGCUGAGCCCCUACUCCAAAAUGUGGGAGUUCAUGAACUCCAGGAAGCACGUGUUCGUGAGGACCUACGACGAGGGCAUCAAGCGGGUGCGUUCGUCCAAAGGGAAGUUCGCCUUGCUCAUCGAAUCGCCCAAGAACGAUUACACCAACGAACGGGAACCGUGCGAUACCAUGAAGGUGGGCAGGAAUUUCGACGCCAAGGGUUUCGGAAUCGCCACGCCCUUGGGAUCACCGCUAAGAGAUGCGGUGAAUUUGGCGGUGCUGGCGCUGAAGGAAGAUGGUGAACUGACGAAAUUGAAGAACAGAUGGUGGUACGACAGGACGGAAUGUUUGAGAGACAAACAGGAUUCGACGAGGAGCGAGCUGUCCUUGAGCAACGUCGCCGGGAUUUUCUACAUCCUGAUAGCAGGACUGUUCGUCGCCAUGGCGGUCGCCCUGCUGGAGUUCUGCUGGAAAUCCCACACGGACUCCAAGAGGGCCAAAAUACCGUUGGGGGACGCCAUGAAGGCCAAGGCUCGGCUCACCAUCGGAGCCUGCAGGGAUUACGACAACGGAAGGCGCGAAAGAUGUCCACGACACCUGGGGGAUAGUGCGCAAAAUACGCUGUCGAAACAGCGCAAACGCUCCCAAGGGUACAUUGUUAUAUAA
This is a messenger RNA of Phyllotreta striolata, 2793 nucleotides long. NCBI's taxonomy places the organism in Eukaryota, Metazoa, Arthropoda, Insecta, Coleoptera, Chrysomelidae. The record is from the annotation of a GenBank genome assembly.